Molecule: messenger RNA, 3138 nt
Organism: Prorocentrum cordatum
Lineage: Eukaryota; Dinophyceae; Prorocentrales; Prorocentraceae
Source: the annotation of a GenBank genome assembly
AUGUUGAAAGAUAGCCCAAAAGUGGUCCGGGGACGAUUUUUCGACCAUCUGCGGCUCUGUUCGCGUGCUUUCUUGACUCUUUCUUGCUUUUCUUCCACGGUCCGCCUCUAUAGGAGGACCUGCCCGACCUCCGUCUGGUCGGCCUUCCGCUGGCCCCCGCCUCUCCCGGCUGAAGGCCCCGCCGUGGUGCUGCUGGCGUCCCCGGCCGCGGUCCAGGGCGACGCGCGGUGGACCCCCUUCACGUACGACCCCCGCCGGGAGGCGGUGGGCGCGAGCGCGUUCGCCGCGGGCGGCGACCGCGUGCGCAAGGAGAUCCAGGCGUUCCUGGACCGCGAGAACCUGCUGACGCUGGUCGCGAAGAAGACCAUCCCGGCCGAGCCGUCCGCGGACGCCGAGGGCGGCGACCUCGCUGCCGGCCUCGGGGACGCGGGCAAGACCGUGACGAUCCUGUAUUCCUCCGACACUGGCCACGCGGAGGAGUGCGCGAAGGCCGUGGCGCGUCAGUGCCGCGGUGGCGGCUUCGCCAGCAGCGCGGUGCGCUGCGGCACUGCGGACUCGUUCGACCCAGGGGCGCUCCCCAGCGAGUCCCUCGUCGUGUUCUGCGUCGCGACGGCGGGCAAGGGCGAGUCCUGCGGCAACGGGCGCAACUUCUGGGAGAAGCUGCAGGCCCGGGCGGACGAGCUGCGGGGCAACCUGGGCGGCACGAAGUACUGCGUCUUCGGGCUCGGCGACUCCCACUACUGGGGCAAGGGCACCGAGGACUCCAAGGUCAACUUCGCCAAGCCGGCGCGCGAUCUGGACGCUUUGAUGGAGAGCCUUGGCGCAAGCCGCCUGGUGCCGACUGGCUUCGGCGACGACCAGGACGUGGACCAGUACCACACCGGCUUCGCCGAGUGGCGCGAGGGGCUCUACUCGCGCCUGGGCAUCGACAAGGUCGCCGGCGGUGGCGACAGUGACGACGGGCCCGUGAAGUCCGACGAGCAGAUCAAGGUGGAGACCAGGCAGCUCCGCGGCUCCAUGCGUGAGUCCUUCGACGACAAGACCACGGGGCAGGUCCCUUUCCAGGACACCAAGCUGGUCAAGUCGCACGGCAGCUACCAGCAGGACGACCGCGACCUCCGGGAGGAGCGCUCGAAGCUGGGGCUCGAGAACGCCUUCAGCUUCAUGAUCCGCAUCCGCCUGCCCGCGGGUUACUGCACCGCCGAGCAGUGGCUCGCCAUGGACAACAUCUGCGGAACUUUCGCCAAUGGCACUCUGAAGAUCACCACCCGGCAGACCUGGCAGGUGCACGGCGUCCUGAAGCGCGACAUGAAGGCCUGCAUGCAGGCCAUGAACCGCGCCUGCAUGGACACGGUGGCAGCGUGCGGCGACGUGUGCCGCAACGUCCUCUGCACCAGCGACCCGUCCGUGUGCAGCCGGGAGGUCAUGCAGCAGGUGAUGAGCGACUGCUACGCCUCCCACGACCAUUGCCUACCCCGCUCGGGGGCGUACCACGAGAUCUUCCUCGUGCACGGGGCCGAGUACGAGGAGAAGUGCCAGGUGAUGGGCAGCACUCCGCUGGAGGAGGAGGCCCUCUACGGCCUGACGUAUCUGCCGCGGAAGUACAAGGUCGCGUUCGCGAUCCCUCCGUCCAACGACGUGGAUGUCUUUGCGCACUGCUGUGGCUUCAUCGCCAUCAUCGAGGGCGGAAAGCUCCUCGGUUACAACGUCACCGUCGGCGGUGGCCUCGGCUUCACGCACAACAACCAGAAGACUCACCCUAGGCUGGCCGAGGUCAUCGGCUUCUGCGAGCCGGAAGACUGCAGGUACGUGACCGAGUGCGUCAUGACGGUCUCGCGCGACUUCGGCGACCGCACCGGCCGCAAGCACGCGCGCGUGAAGUACACGGUGGAGGACUACGGGGCGCAGUGGUACCGCGAGCAGGUGGAGGAGCGGCUCGGGAAGAAGCUCGGCGAGCCGAGGCCGUACAAGUUCGAGCGCAGGGGGGACCUCUUCGACUGGUUCCAGACGAAGGACGACGGGCUCUGGCACUGCGGCUGCCUCGUGACGGGCGGGCGCGUCAAGGGCGACGUCCGCACGGGCCUGCAGAGGAUCGCCGCGGAGCUGAAGGGCGUGGGGGGCUUCCGCAUGACCUGCAACCAGCAGCUGCUCAUCACCGACGUGCCGGCGGCGAAGAAGGCCGCCGUCCAGAAGCUGCUCGACGAGUACAAGAUCCCCCACAACGACGAGACCACGGUGAGCGGCCUCAGGCGCAACAUGAUCUCCUGCGUUGCGCUGCCCACCUGCCCCCUCGCGUUCGCGGAGGCCGAGCGCUACCUGCCCACGCUGGUCGGCCGCCUGGAGUCGGUCGUGGAGCGUGUAGGCCUGCGCGACCGGGACAUCUCCAUCCGCAUGACCGGGUGCCCGAACUCGUGCGGGCGGCCGUCCAUGGCGGAGAUCGGCUUCAUCGGCAAGGCCCCAGGGACGUACAACAUGUACCUCGGCGGCGCGUUCGACGGGUCUCGCCUGGCCACGUUGUACAAGGAGUCCGUCACGGAGGACCAGAUCGUGGCGCUGCUCACACCGAUAUUCGGUGCGUACUCCAAGGAGCGCGCAAAGGGAGAGACCUUCGGCGACUUCAUCAUCCGCAAGGGAAUCGUGAAGCCCAUGAGCGCUGGGCGCCUGUGGUGGUCGCUGCCCGAGGUCUGAGACGUCUCGUAGAGGAGGCAUCGGGGUCGGCGUGGCUGGCGCCUGUCCCCGCAGUUGGCGGCGCUCCGCGGCCGCCCUUGGUGCUGCUCGGGGCACGCUCCGGCACGCGCGUGCGCGCCCCAGCGGAGUGCCCGCUGCUACUCCUUUACUGAAGGGGCCCCAGGACACACAAAUGAAGAGUAGGACGAGAGGCCGAGCCCAGCAGUUCUGCUUUGCCCUGUGCCCUCCAGAGGCGCGGAAGGCGGCGACGCAGGCAUUUUUACCGCCCUUCUCGCUGGCAGUGGUCCGCCACGUUGCCUCGGUAGAUGCACGGCGGUGGUGUCUCUAUUGCCCUCUGGGCGUGCGCAUUAUUUUGGUCGCGUCCCUCGCGCGGCGAGCAUUGCUGCGCGAGGAGUAACAGGAUCUGUCCCUGAGGCGCGGACCCUAGUGGCAACUUACUGGAGGGGGGGG